CUUGAUUAACAGAAAUUAAUCAUUUUUGUCAUUUAAGAGUUGCGUUCUUAGCUACUUUCAUCCUUAAUAGCAUCACAUUUCGUUUUUGCAAAAUUUAUUUCUCUUACCAAGAAACUUAGCCUUGCCAGAGAAAACUAGAAUGGCGAAUUCAACACCGACUACAAUACCGAUGUCUUACCAAACCCCUAACAUAACAUUUGGAAUAUACCUUAUCGUGAAUGAUUCGCAGAAUGAAUUUACAGUAUGCUUUAAUAGAACUCAAGUUGACAGCAACAUAACCUGGCAGAUUUCUAACCCCGUAAUGAAGUCUUUACCCAUGUUUGCCAUUCAACUAAGUCUCGUCCUCUUUGUCCUCCGCCUUUUCAUGUUCAUCCUUGGGCCUCUUCGCCAACCUCGCUUUGUUGCUGAGAUUCUCACUGGGAUCGUGCUAGGCCCAACUCUCCUUGGGCAAUUUCCAAAAUAUAGGGCUAACUUCGCUCCUUUUGAAGGGGUAUUGGUGAUGGAGACACUGGCCAACUUAGGUCUCACUUUUUAUAUGUUUGUGGUUGGUCUUGAGAUGGAUCUAAUGCCCCUACGGAAAAUUGAAUCCAAGGCAUUAAACAUUGCUCUGGCUGGAAUUUUAGGUCCCACGGCAAUAGGGAUAGGCUUGUAUUUCAUGCUUGAAAAAUUUUUGAAUGCUAGUAUAACCCACACGCCUAUCAAGGGUGCUAUCUUCUGGGCCAUUAUUCUCACACUCACCAGCUUCCCUGACUUGGCUAGAAUCCUUUCUGACCUUAAGCUCCUCCAUACUGAUCUUGGUAAAACAGCAUUAACUUCUGCCAUUAUUAACGAUCUCACUGCUUGGCUGCUUCUCGUUGGAACAGUGUCUGCAAUUAAUGGGCGGCAAAACAUAUUUGCUGUAGUUCCAACAAUGUUAUUCAUACUAACUUAUUGGAUUUUGUUGCGUCCUGUCUUGGGUUGGAUCAUUCAACGGACAGCAUCUACGAAUGGAACGUCAGUAGAAGGCAAGUACAGCGACACGCAUGUAUUUUUCAUUCUAAUAGGAGUGGUCAUCAGCGGAUUCAUUUCAGAUUUUUGUGGCUCGCACUCCAUGAUUGGAGCCUUCAUGUUUGGACUCAUCAUACCUGGUGGGGAUCUCGGAACUAAAAUUAUGGACAGGAUUGAGGAGUAUAUAACAGGGAUUAUGUUGCCUCCAGUUUUCUUUGUUACUGGGUUGAGAGCCAACCUUAGAGAUCACCUAUUUCCCAAACAAAUGGAUAAUUUCGUACCUUUUAUAGUAGUGCUUGUCAUAAUAUUGGCUUGCUCUGCUAAGAUCGUCAGCACUUUCAUUGUGUCUUUGUUUCUUAAUAUAUCGUCGCAGGAUGCUUUGGCACUUGGAAUUCUUAUGAAUACAAAAGGUGUGUUGGCAAUAAUUGUUUUAAACGAAGGGAGAAGCUUAAAGGGAAUCAACAACCAAACAUUUGCUACCAUGAUGGUUUCCAUACUGAUCAUGACCGCUAUGGUCAACCCAAUAGUUGGUUUUUUUCAUAAGGCCACCAGACGUUUGAGGCGAUUCCAACUUAGAACCUUAGAGAAAAACAAACAAGAUUCGGAACUAAGAGUGCUUGUAGGCGUUCAUUCCUUAAGAAACGCAUCUGGUUUGAUCAGCCUCCUCCAAAUUUCUAAUGCCACACCCAAAUCUCCAAUGGCUAUAUUUUUUGUUCACCUAGUUGAGCUCACUGGUCGUGCAUCUGCGAUGCUAGUUUUCCAUGACACUCACCAUAAACAUAACUACAAUUACAGUACCCUCAACCGUGAAAAGGCCGAUGUAGACCAAAUCAUUUCCAUCUUCCAAUCUUAUGAGAGAGAUAAUAUUGCAGUAUCUGUCCAACCACUCACAGCAGUUUCCCCCUACACCACCAUGCAUGAGUAUAUUAGCAGCUUUGCAGAAGAUAAGGGUGUUACCAUCAUUCUGCUCCCAUUCCAUAAAAAACAAGGCAACAACGAUGACCAAAACCCUGAGCAUAGACAAGUAAACAAAAAUUUGCUUGAAACUGCACCUUGCUCUGUAGGGAUACUAGUGGAUCGAGGAUUGCAAGCAUCCUUGCAUGGAGACUCACAACAUAACGCACAAAAAUGCUACGUGGCAAUGUUUUUCAUUGAGGGACGUGACGAUCGAGAGGCAUUAGCUUAUGCAUGGAGAAUGGCAAGGUGUCCUGGUGUGGUACUUACAGUGGUAAGAUUCAUUGCAGGAAAAGCUGCGGAAGAUAUGAUUGCUGCGACAGGGAAUUAUGACGAUGAUAAGUUUCUAGUUGCCAUGACAGAAAGACAGGAUAUGAAACAGAUGGAUGAUAGGUACGUUAAUGAGUUCAGGUUCAGAGCAAUGUGUGAUCAAUCUAUAAAAUAUAUGGAAAAGCGGGUGGAUAGCGCAGACCAUAUUGUACAAAGCAUAAGAUCAACUUAUUCUGACAUGGAUCUAUACAUCGUAGGAAGAGGGGAAGGGGUGAUGCCUCCACUAAUAUCAGGGUUAUCUGGAUGGAGUGACUGUCCGGAAUUAGGAGCCCUGGGAGAAACAUUGGUGGCGGCAGAGUUUACAUCACAUGCAUCAAUUUUGGUUGUGCAACAAGGUAAAAGUGCAUGGAAGAGGUCGGUGAUGGAUCAAAAAGGAAAGCUCGGGAUAAAUAGUGUGGGUUCAAAUACAUUAAUUGUUAAUCACAAAAAGGGUGGUGAUUUGGGUAAUGAUGAUUAAUUAAUGAUUUUGUAAUCAUGUUAUUGUUGGUAUAUAUUAAUCUUUCUUUACAUUUGAAUAUGCAAAUUAAAAUAAAAUUUUAGUAGGUAG
Molecule: messenger RNA, 2818 nt
Organism: Rubroshorea leprosula
Lineage: Eukaryota; Viridiplantae; Streptophyta; Magnoliopsida; Malvales; Dipterocarpaceae
Source: the annotation of a GenBank genome assembly